AUGGUUUCUUGUCGACUUGUUGAUUGUCCGGAGUCACCGGAAGAGGAAGAAAUGGGGCCAAUACCCGAUAUGAUGUUUGCACCCGGCGAGGAACCAGUUGGCGUUCGUGUUUUAACUUACCACUCAUCAAGUGCUUUGAAACGGAUUUUCUCAGCUCUAGAUGCAGAGGAAAUUGAAGUUAUACGGGGAUCUUCGUUCGGGAAACUAGUUGAUAUUGCAGAGAAACCAGUGUUCUCCGGUAGAUUGCCCGGUAUCUAUUAUCCCGGCAGCUUAAAACGAAGAAGAAGUAUGAAGCGUGGUUUCGAUUUGCUGUUCCCUCGUAAGUCCAAGAUGAAACUGAAGAAAACAAUUGUGGAGAAACCGUAUUGGCCGGCUUUAUUUGGCAAAGUGGAGGUUGUGACCGUCGCAGAUGUAAUCAAGAUGCUCUACCGGAAAAUUGUAAAAGACAGGGAAAUCCGGAUUAAAUAUGCUUGCUUGGCUAUACUAGAAUCUGUCCUUCUCCCAACAAGCAGUAAGAUGAAGAUAUCAAGAGAGCAUGCUGAAGCGAUUGAAGAUCUUGGAGAAUUUCUCAGUUAUUCUUGGGGAAGAGUUGCAUUUCAAAUGUUGAUUGGUAGUAUCAAAGAGAGAGAUGAGAUAGCAUUGUCGCAAAAUACAAUUGCUGUUAAAGGAUUUGCACUUGCGCUACAGCUCGUUAUGGUUGAAGCGGUUCCAGCGUUGACAGAGGUUGUCCAAGAGAUUUGUUCAUCUUCGGAAUCCGAUAGCGAAGAUCUUGAACGUAACGGUCAUGAUAUGUUCACCAAGAAGCAGACCCUAAAUCCUGCACAUGCCAGAAAUGUAGACAAGCAAAGCGAUGCUUCAGUUUCAAGUGUUCUACUUGCUUCCCCUACUCUUCCAAUUGAUGUUUCUUGUUGCGAGUGGUCUGAUGAAGAGGAAGAUGUGAAAGUUGUCAAUCUUGUUACGCGCAUCACAAGAAACAAGGAGUUUACAGUUGCUUCUUUUCGUGGUGGCGUUAAGAUGAGUGAAGUGGAGCGUAUGCGAGAGGUGGCGACAUCAAAUGUAAAGGGCAGAAAAGCCAAAACGGUCAACCACUAUGGUCAGCACCCGGAUCCGCGGCAUCUCGCUGAGCGUGUGAUAGCCCAACUAACACCCAAGUUUGAAUUAAUGGAUACCAACAUCAAGUCUGCAUGUUCGACUGUUGCUGCGAUUGAGGGCAAAGUUGUUGGGCAAGUGGAUGGUUUGUUUGCUAAGUUCAAGGAAGAAAUGCUUACAUGUGUUAAAGAAAUGGUAUCAGCAAUGUGUAAAGAUUUCGUAGGUGUUCAUACUGGUGCAUCAAAGAUUCAUGCGCCUGUCUCCAACGCAGCAGCAGGACAUCCAAGUAAGAUAACUCCCGAACCGGAUGUGCAUCGAAAUACUAUACAAAACGUGCUAAGCAACCUAAGCGAAUACUAUACGCCUCCACGCGUAAAUCAUAGGCAUGAGGAGAAUAAUAUGACUGGAAACAUCACAGAUCAUGUAGCCUCCGGUUUUGUAUGUGGUUCGCCGGUUGAUGAACAUUGUGCUCAAUCAGCAAGCAGUGCGAAUCGUACCCGCCAAAAGUCGUUUGCUCUUAAUUUGGAAGCUGAGAACAGGCUAAACCAAAACCAUAGGCUCGAACCGUCCUUCUCCCUUGGGCUUACUCAGGAGGAUCAGACCCAGAGGAUUGGGCAUAAUGAGCAACCAGAGGGUCAUAAGCAUGUAGCGCCGCCUGCCAUGGCCGUUGAAGACAAUUUAGAAGAAGGUCAGGGCUCAGGUAAAAGUAUGUCUCGUAGGAGGGAAGAAGGGGAUAUGGAGGACUAUCCCUCUUUCUCACUUGGGUUAACUCAGGAGGAUAUGAACCAAGGACCGGGCAAUUUGAUGGCUAGGGAGAUGCCUCAGCGGGAAACAACUCUGCAGACGACUGUUGCAGAUAAUAUUGAAGAAGGACAAGUAACACGAAAAAGUAAGAGGAAGAGGGGGCUUCCCUUAGGUCUUGUCGAGGAUUAUCAAUGUGGUCGCCACAUUAUGUCGCGGGCUAGAGAAGCGCAGAUGUUUGUUUUUGGUACAGAGAGUGUAGCAGAGAUGGAAAGGAAGUAUGAGCGGCUCACAACAAAACUCAGAGACCAAGUGGUGGUAAACGUGGAAGGACUUUUUGUAAGCGGAAAAGACAUUUCUCUCAUUCUCGCGCGAACGAGGUUUUUUCCGGCCAAGGUUAUGGAUAUGCUUACACGAGUUUUACGUUCCUCGAUUAUGCAUCUCAUGGACGGCGAUAGGCAACACCGGGUUGCAUUUCUAGAUUCCAAAUUUGUCGCCGCAAUGAACAGGACGUUCCCAAAGUUUUGCAAGAGUUUAGAUAAAGCGGCAUACAUGUUUCCAACAGGAUUGAGGGAUAUGUUUCCAACAUCUGACACGAUGGAGGUUCCACCAACUAGGUACUACUUUCCAUUCUUUGCUGCAAAGAACCAUUGGGUUGGGAUUUGCUUUGAUGCUUCGGAGGGCGUUCUGACUGUUCUGGAUAGCAAUAAUGGAAUGUUAAAGGAUAAUGUCGUGGAGAAGAAGUUAAAACCGAUUGUCCUAAUGCUUCCUUAUCUCGCAAGAUUUGCUUGUCAACUUUCUGGUGAUUUGUCAAUUAUCCACUGUUUUGAUGUUGUGCGGCCGAAAUCGGUGGAGCAGAUUACCAAGCCUGCUGACUCUGGAUUAAUGGCUUUGUUGCUAAUGGGCAGACACGCUAUUUAUGGCAUGGAGGCAUGUAAAAAUAUCACUUCAGAUGUUCUUGCUGCCGAAGGGAAGCGUGCAGCUAUAUUGACCUAUGAGUUCAAGGAGAAGUUGUAG
Messenger RNA from Raphanus sativus (radish), 2847 nucleotides. RefSeq lists its product as uncharacterized. The transcript is spliced from 7 exons. Gene Ontology annotation, molecular function: cysteine-type peptidase activity. NCBI's taxonomy places the organism in Eukaryota, Viridiplantae, Streptophyta, Magnoliopsida, Brassicales, Brassicaceae. Gene Ontology annotation, biological process: proteolysis. Bases 1 to 2847 code for a protein of 948 amino acids. The record is from RefSeq and is a predicted model, not a curated record.